AGGGUCCAUUGUGUCUCACUGUAAACCAGAGGAAGAAGAGGGUCCAGUGUGUCUCACUGUAAACCCCAUACACCAUGGACACAAGGGCUUCAGUACUAUUCUAGACCAAACAAACCCCUCACCCAGCAGGCACCAUGUCAAUGGGCCCUGGCCUUGGUCCACCUGACCUGGCCGACGGCCCACAGACUACUGGACCUGUUGGACUCCAGACCCUGUUGGACCUACUGGUGGGGGUCUACCAGGAGUUCUGCUCCUCCCCCUUUGCAAUGGAGAAGUAUGUCUCUGGUUUCCUGCAAUGGGCCGAGCCCCUGGUGAGGCAGGUGAGAAGGACACGGAUCAAAAGAGAGGACUUUGACAUCCUAAAGGUGAUUGGCCGAGGAACAUUCAGUGAGGUUGCUGUAGCAAGGAUGCGAGGCACACAGCAAGUGUAUGCUCUGAAGAUUAUGAAUAAGUGGGACAUGCUGAGGCGAGGAGAGGCAGCGUGCUACCAGGAAGAAAGGGAGGUUUUACUAAGGGGUGACAGACGCUGGAUCACAGAGUUGCACUAUGCCUUUCAGGAUGACAACUAUCUGUACCUGGUGAUGGAUUAUUAUGUAGGGGGGGACCUGCUGACUCUGCUCAGUAAGUUUGGAGACCGGAUCCCUGAGGACAUGGCUCAGUUCUACUUGGCUGAGAUGGUCAUGGCCAUUGACUCUGUCCACCAACUGGGUUAUGUACACAGAGACAUCAAACCUGACAACAUCCUGCUGACAGCUGAUGGACACAUCAGACUAGGGGACUUUGGUUCCUGUCUGAGGGUUCGAGAGGAUGGGAUGGUUCACUCGUCCCUAGCAGUUGGGACCCCUGACUAUUUGUCUCCAGAGAUUUUAAGGGCCUUAGAGGGAGGUGGAUGUUAUGGUCCUGAAUGUGACUGGUGGGCCCUGGGUAUCUGUGCCUAUGAGAUGGUGCUAGGGACCACACCCUUCUAUGCAGAGUCCAUCUCUCAAACCUAUGCCAAGAUAAUCCACUUUCAGGAGUAUUUUGCUUUUCCUCCUUCUGGCCCUGAGAUUUCAGACAAGACUCGUUCCUUCAUCACUGGGCUCAUCUGUGAGAGGGAACUCCGUCUUGGGAGGAAAGGCUCCAUUGACUUCAGGAGCCAUCCCUUCUUCUGUGGACUAGACUGGGCUUCCCUGCAUAAAAUCCCUGCACCCUUCCUGCCUGAAGUAUCUAAUCCAACUGACACCUCCAACUUUGACAUUCUGGAUGACUGCCUCAGUGAAAUGGAGAUGCUGUCUGACGUCAUUGACAGAGCUCCAAUAGGAGUACACUUGGCUUUUGUUGGAUACUCUUACACUGCUACCUGUCAGACAGGUGCCAUGGACCGUAGUGAAGACAUCAUGAUGCAGAUUGACCGUCGAAGUUUGAGGGACUGUGAGAGUCUUAACGCACCAGCAAAACAGAGCAAGCAGUGGCAGAUCACAGACACUCUCCCAGACUACCUGCCUGCAUUGCUGGAGCUCCCGCUCACUCUGGAGCAAGGUCCUACUGCAUCCAGCCAAACCACCACUGACAGGGAGGAGGAUAAGACUGGCCAAAUAUCAAGACUUAAUGAUGACUUGCAGAGACAGUUAAAAGAUGCAGAGAGGAGGUAUUGUGAGCUGGAAAAAGAAAUGGAAAGGCUGAAGGGGGAAAUGCAGGACUGGAAGUCUCCGAAGGAGACAGCACUGAGUAUCUGCCCAGCAUCUCUUGCUCUGCGUGCCCACUGUGUGGACGCACAAGGGGAUGAGCUCUGCAGUUGUUGCAGGGAGAGACUGCCCCCAGUCUGCCAUUACCCACUGGUGAUUCCUGUCCACCGCCACAUGCUCCUGUUCCACAGGAUAAUAAAAUCAUUUGUCCUCCAGGUUCGCCUCCCACAGGUGAAAAGUGAGUCCUACUUACUGGUGUGUGCCGAAGGGGGGGAGCUCCAAGUCUGGGAGAGAAACUGUUUCACUGAGCUCUCCUGAAACACUUCUGUCACUAGAACAAGACUGACUUCCUGCACUGCUACUCUGAUUGCCAGCAACGAUCCUUAACGUCCGUUUAACUUUUCCAAGACAAAUGGUAAGCAGGACUGAAAGCUUGUAAUAAGAGCUGCUGAGGGGUCGUUUCUGUCUUAGAUGACGUCUUCAUACUGACACGAUGAAGAUGGCAGGUCAGACUGCUGUGGGACAAAGGAGGGAGAAACGAUGAUGGCAUCCGCCGACAUACCUGCUUAUUUGACACAAUAGAGAUGCACUGAUUUCAGAGAACACUGAGAAAAACACUCCUUUGUGUGGUAAUGAUGUUUGAGUAGGGUUGCCAACCGUCCCUUGAAAAACAGAAUCGUCCCAUAUUUAGAAACAAAAGCACCCGUCCCGUAUUGAGGUGAAAAUGGGCGCACUUUGUCCCGUAUUACUGUGAGAGUCAAAAAAUAGUCAGUAAUGGCAAAAAAAAAUGAAUUGAACAGGGCACUUUAUAUGUAAACUUACGGUAAACGUGUUCCCAGGCCGAGUAUGAUGAUACAGAAUAUGCUCAUCCCAUUGGUCGAGGAGAAGAUAGCAGAAGACAACAAAGCAGCAUGCGCAGGUGACACAGACGCCGACAGCAAUGCGACUAGUACUGCUCCGAGAAAAAACAGAAAAGGAUGCAAAAAUACUGAGGAAUGGGAAAAAGGAAACACCUGGGUGGGAAAAAGUGCGUGAUAACAUUUAUAAAGCCACUGCACGGUGUGCCGGCGCUCUUUUUCUGUAGCCCAUGGUGGACUGACUGAUCUGAAACAACAUGCUUCCAGUACUGCGGUCACGCCAUCUGCACUUUAAAUUCUAGUGCACAAUUACAUUGCACUUACAGUAGCCUGUUUGUCAGCUGCAUGAGUCCAAAAAAGCCAUUUGUUGUAUUCAUGCUGCUCCAAUAAAAUGAGUACAUCCAAUUGUUAUCAGCAAACUCCAGUGCAUUGUUGAAGACCAGGUCCCCAUGUGUUCAUGACAUGAAUUUCAUGCCUUUUUACUGAACCAAUUUGGAAUUAAGAAUGCCAAAAUCUUCCAAAAUGGCCAUUCAAUUGCAUACAUGCUGCAUUUUAAAAGCCAGCAAAAGGAAUCAAUCAAAUUGUCAUCAGCAAACUCCACUACAUCUUAGAAGAACAGGGCAUAAUUGUUAUUUUUUAUUCAAGUUAAUUGCUGGAUAAUAAUUUGUUUUCCAUGUAUUCAUGUUACACAAAAAUAUGCAACUAAUUCAAUUCAGGUUCAGGUCAAUUUGUUAAAAAAUCAUUUCAAUCACAAAAAAAGGGGCUAAAAAAUUUCACCACGCCAGGGUGGAUGAAGGGAAUCACCAAUAAGGUCAAUAAGGUGUCCCUUAUUUAUUUUUUGGGGAGUUGGCAACCCUAUGUUUGAGUGACACAGAGAGUUUCAUAUAUCUGUUUGUUCUUGUGUUUUUGCUGUGUCUCGUUUAUUAUUUAAACGUUACUAAUAAUGACCAUGUGUAUUUUAAUUUAGGCCAUAAGCUUUGCUACAUAAAUAAAGCAAACAUAUCUGAAGAAGGAGAGUGGCAGUUGGGUUUAAUCUGAUAUGAAACCUAGACAUAGCUUAGGCACGUUUAUAUAAGCUUAUUCUGCCCUACAAAGUCUAACUGCAGUAACUACGCAAAGGGUAAAACUGAGAAAAACUGCUAUAAAGUUGUUUUAACGUGUUUUAACUAGCCAGUCAAAUGGGUUAUAGGUAGGUAAGUGAUAUGACACUUAUUUCUACAUGUAAUGAUGAUGUCAUUUUUAUGCUCAAAACUCAUGAUGAUUUAUUUGACCUUUGACCCCAAAAAUUUAGUUACUGCACUCCUGUUUUUCCUGUAAAAGGUUCUAAUAGAGUGCUGUAACAGCAAUAUUGUUCUGUCAUUUGUUUGUAGGAUUGAAACAUUGACUGUCUUAAAGUACAGAGGUAUGCAAAAUUUUGUUUUCAAGAAAUGAACAAUUUCAAAUUGAUUUUGUUAUAAGUGUAUUUAAAAGUGUUUAACAACUCUAUUAAAAGAUUUGCAUAUUUUAGACUUAAUAUUAAAAAGAAAUGUUAUAUUUUAGUCUUAAUAUCAUUUUAUCUCUUUUUUUACUUCAUCACUAUCUAGAUAAUAAUUUCCCUUUCAAAUAAACAUAUAAUUUAUUUUAUUUUUGCUUAAAUUAGUCUGUCUAUCUAUCUAUCUAUCUAUCUAUCUAUCUAUCUAUCUAUCUAUCUAUCUAUCUAUCUAUAU
Messenger RNA from Centropristis striata (black sea bass), 4227 nucleotides. Its product is annotated as myotonin-protein kinase. Gene Ontology annotation, molecular function: ATP binding; protein serine/threonine kinase activity. Gene Ontology annotation, cellular component: cytoskeleton; cytoplasm. The transcript has 16 exons. The record is from RefSeq and is a predicted model, not a curated record. The coding region runs from base 135 to 1982 and encodes 615 amino acids. NCBI's taxonomy places the organism in Eukaryota, Metazoa, Chordata, Actinopteri, Perciformes, Serranidae. Gene Ontology annotation, biological process: actomyosin structure organization; peptidyl-threonine phosphorylation.